Messenger RNA from Alternaria atra, 2679 nucleotides. RefSeq lists its product as uncharacterized. The record is from RefSeq and is a predicted model, not a curated record. Gene Ontology annotation, molecular function: ATP-dependent chromatin remodeler activity; ATP binding; DNA translocase activity. Bases 1 to 2679 code for a protein of 892 amino acids. The transcript has a single exon. Gene Ontology annotation, biological process: double-strand break repair via homologous recombination; reciprocal meiotic recombination. NCBI's taxonomy places the organism in Eukaryota, Fungi, Ascomycota, Dothideomycetes, Pleosporales, Pleosporaceae. Gene Ontology annotation, cellular component: nucleus.
AUGAAGCCCUUUCGGCCUCUUACUCUAGCUCGCCCUCGCCCAGAGACUGGCGAGCCACCAAACAAGAAACGGAGAAUCUCGUCCAACGCGCUUUCCUCGAGCAAUCGUCAACCUAUCAACACGCUAAAUAACCCCGCGCCCGCGCAAUUCCUGCCUCCGGGUCUCGAUGGAAACUAUUACACGGUGUUGUGGCGGAAAUACACAACUAAAAAGAACAAGACGUGGGAUGGCGAUGGGGUGCUCGCUGUGACAGGUGGUUAUGCUACGCUCACGGAUAGCGAUACGGGAAAAGAGCUGGGCAAAGGAGUAUGCAAUCGACCGCUACUUCCAGGUUCGGCGCUAUCCAUUGGUGGCAAGGAGCUUGAGAUUGAAGGCUCCAUUGACAAGGCGGAUUACCUCGCUGGACGCACGUCCCUCGGAACUGCUGCAGCUGCGCCUUCAGAUCAGUCGAAGCGCGCCGAACUGGGAUACAAGCCUCUUUCAUCGGCCAAGUCCAAAGCGAACAAGAAAAACAACGCUGCUGAUGAUGGGGGGAAAGUACCAGACUACAAGCCAUCAGCCCAGCGCAAGCAGCCAUUCAAGGCCCCUCUGUUGUCAAACACCGUCAUGCCUCAACGAAACCCGUCGAUCCCGCAGCCACGCCACGACCCUCACGCGCCGAAUGCCCUGGUCAUGAAGCGACCCAAAUCUUGUCCGAGCGGAAAGCAGAUUGUUGACGUUGUUGUCGAUCCGGUCCUCAGCAAGCAUCUCCGCGAACAUCAACGCGAGGGUGUGCAGUUUCUAUACGAAUGCGUGAUGGGCAUGCGAUGCGAGGGCGAGGGAGCCAUCAUGGCUGACGAGAUGGGUUUGGGCAAGACACUGCAGACCAUCACGUUGCUCUGGACGUUGAUGAAACAAAACCCGAUACACGAUACCUCGCCGGUCAUCACCAAGGCUCUUAUUGUGUGCCCUGCUGGCCUUGUCGACAACUGGAAGCGAGAGUUCCGAAAAUGGCUAGGCAAUGAGAGAGUUGGUGUGUUCGUGCUAGACGGCAAGAACAAGAAGAUUACCAACUUCACAAUGGGCAAAGCCUAUAACAUCAUGAUCGUCGGAUACGAGAUGCUGCGUGUGGUACAAGAGGAGUUGAAGAAGGGCAGUGGUGUCGACAUUGUUAUUGCAGACGAAGGCCACAGGUUAAAAACGGCCAACAACAAAGCAAUGCUUGCCAUUCAGUCUCUUAACACUGAGCGGCGGAUCAUCCUAUCAGGUACACCUUUGCAGAACGAUCUCGGCGAGUUCUUCACCGCAAUUGACUUUGUCAACCCUGGUCUGCUUGGGCAACGAUCAGCAUUCAAGCGGUCGUUCGAAGUGCCCAUCAUGCGUAGCCGUCAGCCAGACGCGAGCGAAUCAGAGCUGGAAAAAGGAGAGGCACGAUGGAAGGAGCUCGUAUCUCUCACCAGUCAAUUCAUGAUCCGCCGAACAGCAGAGGUGCUUUCCAAGUAUCUCCCACCCAAGACUGAGCACAUCGUCUUUUGCAGGCCGACCAAAGGACAGGCCGAGGCGUAUCGUGCAAUACUAGGUUCGCCGACGUUUAGACUUGCGCUAGGAAGUACAGAUAUCGCACUACAGCUCAUCAAUGUACUAAAGAAGGUCUGCAACAGCCCGUCUUUACUCAAAUCGUCAAAGGAUAAUGAUGACACACCAUCGGAGAUGCUGCAAUCGCUUCUCCCACUCAUACCGAGUAAGAUCCUCAGCUCAAGUGCUUCGAGCGCGAAGCUGCGACUGCUCGACAGCCUGGUUCACCGAAUCUAUACCACCACAGAAGAGAAGAUCGUCAUUGUUUCGAACUACACUACAACAUUGGACAUGAUCGAGCGGCUUCUUGUCUCGUUGUCAUACACUUACCUCCGCCUUGACGGUAGUACACCGGCUUCCAAACGACAGGCACUUGUGGAGAAGUUCAACAAGACUCCAAAGACUACAUCCUUUGCCUUUCUUUUAUCUGCGAAAUCUGGUGGCGUAGGCCUCAAUCUUAUCGGUGCAUCGCGUAUCGUGCUCUUCGAUAUCGACUGGAACCCCGCUACAGAUUUACAAGCUAUGGCACGUAUUCACCGUGAUGGCCAGAAACUGCCAUGCAAGGUAUACAGGUUUCUCAUUCAAGGUGGUCUAGAUGAGAAGAUCUAUCAGCGCCAGGUCAUGAAGAUGGGUCUCGCAAAUGCCGUCGUGGACAACAAAGCCUCUGCAUCAUCUUUCUCGCAAGAAGAACUGCGUGACCUCUUCCGUCUCGAUGAACGUGAAGGUUGCCAGACACAUGACAUACUCGGCUGUACAUGUGAUUGCAAGGGCUCACCGGAAAUCAAAGCCGAAGAAGAGGAUGUAGCUUCCGAAGACGAUAUUGAAGACUCCGAGGAAGAUCGUUACCCUACCCUUAUGAAAGCAAGCCAGGUCAACAUUGAGGAGCAGGAAGCGAAGAUCAAGGCUAGGCGCGCGGCGAAGCUUCCUAAGCUCAGGAUGUUGAUGGAGUACCGACAUAUUGACACCAAGAUCCUCAGGGGGACGACGAAGAAUAAAGGAGACGAGAAUGAAGAGGAAGAGGUUCUAGACGACAUGGCGGUGGCUGUGGAUGAUGAUGUAUUCUUCGAUGUCCUGAAAGAAUCGGAGUGUAACGUCGGCUUCCUACUAACGAAGUCGACGUCUUAA